Molecule: messenger RNA, 896 nt
Organism: Anopheles stephensi (Asian malaria mosquito)
Lineage: Eukaryota; Metazoa; Arthropoda; Insecta; Diptera; Culicidae
Product: peptidoglycan-recognition protein 2-like
Exons: 3
Coding region: 182-802 (206 amino acids)
Biological process (GO): peptidoglycan catabolic process; innate immune response
Molecular function (GO): zinc ion binding; peptidoglycan binding; N-acetylmuramoyl-L-alanine amidase activity
Source: RefSeq, a predicted model, not a curated record
AGUGUUGUCGUUGCUCUGAUGCUGCACCAAACGCGUCCCAAAAGUGUGCACGUUCUACGGCGCUCCGCUUCGUGUAUUUGUGUAAUCCAACGAGAUUAGACAGUGUGUGGCGAUAAGACCGGUCAGUCAGUUAGAGUCUAAAAAAACAAAAACACACAUUAGCAAGAAAGCAUUAGAAAGAAUGAUGGUGUACUGGAGCAUCUCACGUUACCUGCUUGUUGUGCUGUGUUACUUUCUUUCAUCUUCCAAUGUAACGAUGGGGCAGGAUGAUGGUUCUACGGUCACCGCACCAGAACCCGUGUGCCCGAACAUGGUGAAGCGGACCCAGUGGGGAGCGAACAAAUCGAGCAACGUCACGUACCAGCUGAAACCGGUUGCGAACGUCAUCGUGCACCACACGACGGGCGAACGUUGCACCAGCGUAACGACCUGUAAAGAGAUGGUGCGGAAUAUACAAACCUUCCACCAGACACAGAACCGCUGGAGUGACAUCGGUUACAACUUUCUGAUCGGCACCGGUAACAUAUACGAGGGUAUUGGUUGGCAUCGGACCGGUGCGCACCUGCGGGGAUACAACGACAAAUCGAUCGGUGUGGCCUUCCUCGGGAACUUCGACCAGGACCGACCGACGGCCCGUAGCCUCGACUUGCUCGCCCGGCUGCUGCAGUGUGGCGUCGAGACGGGUGAACUUGCUGACGACUAUCGACUGUACGGUGCGCGCCAGCUCCAGGCCACCAACAGCCCGGGAAAACUGUUGUACGCCAAGCUGCAAACGUUUGACCACUGGCAGGAGGACGUAUAGCAGGCAGUAGGCGUUAAGCAUGGCAAUACGCUCCAAACGGCAAAUAUGCAAACUUUCAAAUAAAUCCCCUAAAAUCUUGUUCCCAAUAACAAAA